Gamsiella multidivaricata is the source of this 933-nucleotide messenger RNA. Its product is annotated as Alpha/Beta hydrolase protein. Gene Ontology annotation, molecular function: catalytic activity. Lineage: Eukaryota; Fungi; Mortierellomycota; Mortierellomycetes; Mortierellales; Mortierellaceae. The record is from RefSeq and is a predicted model, not a curated record. Gene Ontology annotation, cellular component: mitochondrion. Bases 1 to 933 code for a protein of 310 amino acids. The transcript is spliced from 5 exons.
AUGUUCUCAAGAUCGACCAUCGCUGCCUCUCCACUCUUCCAACUUCUCUCCCACCAGAGCCAGGGGCUCGUCCGUGCGCAAUGGGCUGUCAGACCCAUAUCCACUUCCGCUUCACAUCUCACCCCUGUCACACUUGCCUUUUCUGAAGUCCCAAGGCCAUCUCCCCAGCAACAGGCACGCUCCCAGCCCAUCGUCAUCCUCCAUGGUCUCUUUGGAUCGAAACAGAACUGGAAGGCUCUCUCUAAGGCCAUGGCCUCCCGUCUCAAUACCGAAGUCUAUGCACUGGAUCUUCGCAAUCAUGGAGAAAGUGGUCACUCGAGCGAGCACGACUAUGCGAACAUGGCCAACGAUGUCACUCACUUUUUGAAGGAACGGAAUCUGGAAAAGCCCAUCGUUAUUGGACAUUCAAUGGGCGGCAGGGUGGCAAUGAACAUGGCAUUGAGGCAUGUAGAUCUGGACCGCCUUAUCAUCGUCGAUAUUGCUCCUGUCCAGGUAACGCUGUCGUCCGAGUUUGCCAAAUAUGUCGAGGUCAUGAAGGAGAUCCAAAAAGCAAAUGUCAAGAAGCAGAGCGAGGCCGAUGCCAUCAUGAAGAACUAUGUCUCUGAUUUGGGAGUGCGCCAAUUCUUACUUACCAAUCUGAAGAGGAAUGCCGCAGGGGAUGGAUACAGUUUCCGCAUCCCGAUCGAGACCCUGGGCAAGUCACUCGAGACGCUGGGACAUAUUGAUUUCAAGCCUGGACAGGACCGAUAUGAGGGCAAGACGUUGGUUAUCAAGGGCACCAAAUCCAAGUACAUUCAGAAGAAGGAUGAGGAUCUCAUCAGAACAUUCUUCCCAAACUCGAGGAUCGCGGAACUGGAAACAGGGCAUUGGGUCCAUGCCGAGAAGCCAGAAGAGUUUUUGAAGCUGGUCACAGAGUUUGCAGUAGAAAAGUGA